AUGGUAGACCAGAUCUCCCCCCGGGCAUCGCCCGGACCGAUGCGUUCCUCCCAGACUCGCCGCGCCCGAAAGCUCCGGGAUAGCUGUACGAGUUGUGCCAGUUCUAAGGUGCGAUGUACCAAAGAAAAGCCGGCCUGUGCUCGGUGUAUCGAACGUGGUCUUGCCUGUCAAUACAUGGUCUCUAAGCGGAUGGGCCGCAAUCCGCGCGCUCCCAGUCCCCUUGAGCCAACUCGGCGGCCAUCAGAGAGUCUUCCGUCCGCCGGGUCGGAACAGGGACAUUCGGUCCAUAAUACGUAUUCUACUCCUCAUGUUCAUUCUCAUUCUCAUCCGCAACCGCAUCCACCACCUCCGCCUCAAUCGGAUCAACCACCACACGCUCUGCCCACCCCCAAUGGUAGCGGUAGCGUCUCAGCCAUCUUUUCCCAUCAGAGCCCCCCGCUACCCUUGGAGGCCCAGGGGCUGGGGGGAGAGUUGUCUGGUCAGGAGCAAGGCACCCUGUCUUCGCUAACGGUCGAUUCGGAAUUUGGGGACUCUUUGCAUUCCAUCGAUCACGGAAACCAUGCCGAUUUCUUGGCGGAGCCGACGGGGAGUCUUUUCGACGCCUUCUUGGAAGUGGGGACUCCCAUGAUCGACCCGUUCCUCGAGUCGGCACCAGUACCGCCGUUUGAAACGCGCUAUUGCUGCUUUUCGCUGGCACUACAAACGCUGACCCACCUCUUCCCCCACGCCCCGCUGGGCUGUCAGCUACGGCUGACGGGUGGCGAGGAUAGCUCGUGCAACCUGACGACGAUCGACAUGGUCCUCUCGGGGAACAAGAAGGCGACCGAUGUGGUCCGGAACAUCCUCGGGUGUUCGUGUGCGCAGGACGGCUACUUGCUGAGCAUGGUUGUCCUUAUCGUCCUCAAGGUGCUGGCGUGGUAUGCUGCCGCAGCCGGCACUCAGUGCCCCUCGGCGGCGGUGGGUGGAAAUAACAGCAGCGACAGCAGCGGUAGCAGCCGGAGCAGCAGCAGCAGUAGCAACACUCCCACCACCGUUUCCGAAGAGCGCGUGCUGCAUGUACCUAGUCUGGUGGGCGGGCAUUGUGUGGAUGAGGAAGACCAGCCGCGAGUCGCGGCACAGCUCGUUCUGAGCGAACUGCACCGAGUCCAAUCGCUGGUGAAUCUAUUGGCCAAGCGCCUGCAAGAAGGCGGAGACGACGCAGCAGGGAUGCCGGCGCACCAUCCAGCGUCCCCUUUCUCCCUCCUCGGGUUUAGUGGGCUCGAGGCGAAUCUCCGCCACCGCUUGCGCGCCGUGUCCUCAAACAUUAUUAAUUUCCUGCAGCAAGAAUGA
This is a messenger RNA of Aspergillus nomiae NRRL 13137, 1329 nucleotides long. RefSeq names its product Zn(II)2Cys6 transcription factor. Gene Ontology annotation, biological process: regulation of DNA-templated transcription; aflatoxin biosynthetic process. Lineage: Eukaryota; Fungi; Ascomycota; Eurotiomycetes; Eurotiales; Aspergillaceae. Gene Ontology annotation, molecular function: DNA binding; DNA-binding transcription factor activity, RNA polymerase II-specific; zinc ion binding. The record is from RefSeq and is a predicted model, not a curated record. Bases 1 to 1329 code for a protein of 442 amino acids. Gene Ontology annotation, cellular component: nucleus. The transcript has a single exon.